CGUUCGGGGAGCACGCUAUUCGCACAAUAAGUAUCUAAGACCGUUCGAGGAGACGCUUUGUGGCGCUAUAAAAUCGAUAAUGACAUCACUCUCAAAGCAGCGUGACGUCAUUAUUCGCGCAAUUUUUCGCUAUCAUUUUCGAGAUGAAAACGACGUGACAUAUACAAUAAAAGUAUCGCCAAAUGAUGCAGCGCGUGCAGAAAAUGAUACGAUAUUUGCUACUUAUCUUCUAAAAAGAGCAAAAUCACAAGAUUCAGAUUUUGAUGCAGCAAGUCUUUCAAUGGAGUCUUCCAAUUCUGAGGAUAAUAAUGAAUCAAUGUUUAAAUGGUCUCAUGCGGCAAUUCUAUUGCUGGUAGAAAAGUAUCGGCUGCAAGAAAAUAACAUUGUAUCGGGUAAAAUGUCCCAGAAAAAAGUAUGGAAUAAUAUUGCAUCAGCAUUAUCUGUUAAAGGCUAUAAUGUCACUGGACCUCAAUGUCUUUCAAAAUUUCACGGAAUGAAACGAACUUAUAAAUCUAUAAAAGAUCACAAUAGCAAAUCAGGGAAUAAUCUUAGAACAUGGCCUUAUAUGGAAGUCAUGGAAUCUUUGCUUGGUGAACGACCUUUUAUGUCGCCUCCAGCAAUAGCCUCUUCAAGCAGUAUGUGUUCUAAUUCCAGAUCUAAUAGAGAAUCUAACUUAUCAAAUGCAAAUAUAUGUAACAAUGCAAACUCAAAACAACAGUGA
Harpegnathos saltator (Jerdon's jumping ant) is the source of this 721-nucleotide messenger RNA. RefSeq lists its product as uncharacterized. The record is from RefSeq and is a predicted model, not a curated record. The transcript is spliced from 4 exons. The coding region runs from base 80 to 721 and encodes 213 amino acids. Lineage: Eukaryota; Metazoa; Arthropoda; Insecta; Hymenoptera; Formicidae.